Molecule: messenger RNA, 1992 nt
Organism: Mangifera indica (mango)
Lineage: Eukaryota; Viridiplantae; Streptophyta; Magnoliopsida; Sapindales; Anacardiaceae
Product: TNF receptor-associated factor homolog 1a-like
Exons: 10
Coding region: 249-1631 (460 amino acids)
Molecular function (GO): protein binding
Source: RefSeq, a predicted model, not a curated record
AUAUUUGAUUGAAAAAAAAAAAAAAGACAAAACCGAAAUUAAAAUAAAUAAAUCUAGCAAAUAAUUUUCCUUUUUUGGGUCUAUCUCUCUUUUCUAAUUCCUUACUGCUCCUUUGUAUUGGACCCCUCUCUAUCUUUCUCUGUAAAAUCUCAAAGAGCUGUCAUAACCCAAUUUAGGAACGGUCCUCUGCUCUUCGGUUUCAGGGAGUGGAGUCGAAGGAGUGUGGGGGAAGGAAUUCUGGAGUGAAAAUGGCGGGGAUUUCAAGUGAGGAAACUGGAGUGGGAAGGUCUGUGGAGGGUAUAUCAAGUGGACAGCGAUGCCAGUCAGGGCAAGCACUAGCAGAGUGGCGGUCGUCUGAGCAGGUGGAGAAUGGAACUCCAUUGACUUCGCCCCCAUAUUGGGACACAAAUGAUGACGAUGAUGGCUGGCCAAAACCUUCUGACCUAUACGGAAAAUACACGUGGAAGAUAGAGAAUUUUUCACAGAUUAGCAAACGAGAACUCCGUAGUAGUGCAUUUGAAGUUGGUGGCUACAAAUGGUACAUUUUAAUUUAUCCCCAGGGCUGUGAUGUUUGCAAUCAUCUGUCAUUGUUUCUCUGUGUUGCAAAUCAUGACAAACUCCUACCAGGCUGGAGUCAUUUUGCUCAGUUUACAAUAGCUGUUGUAAAUAGAGAUCCGAAGAAAUCAAAAUAUUCUGAUACUUUGCAUCGGUUUUGGAAGAAAGAGCAUGACUGGGGUUGGAAAAAGUUCAUGGAGCUAUCAAAAGUGUCUGAUGGAUUUAAAGAUGGUGACACUCUAAUUAUAAAGGCUCAAGUUCAAGUCAUCAGGGAGAAAUCAGAUCGCCCUUUUCGAUGCCUUGAUUGUCAGUAUAGGAGAGAACUUGUUAGGGUAUAUUUGACAAAUGUGGAGCAAAUAUGUCGGCGUUUUGUGGAGGAAAGAAGAGGGAAGCUUGGGAGGUUGAUAGAGGACAAAGCUCGGUGGUCAAGCUUCUGUGCUUUCUGGUGGGGAAUUGACCAAAAUGCUAGGCGCCGUAUGUCUAGAGAGAAAACAGAUGUAAUUCUGAAAGUAGUUGUAAAGAACUUUUUUAUAGAAAAGGAAGUCACAUCUACUUUGGUAAUGGAUUCCUUGUAUAGUGGAUUGAGGGCUCUUGAAGGGCAGUCUAAGUGCAACAAAGUGAGACCAAAGUUGUUGGAUGCUGAGGAAACUCCAGCUCCCAUCAUUCAUGUAGAGAAUGAUAUGUUUGUUUUGGUGGAUGAUGUGGUGCUACUACUAGAGAGGGCUGCCUUGGAACCAUUGCCACCAAAAGAUGAGAAAGGUCCUCAAAAUCGUAUGAAGGAUGGUAGCUCUGGGGAGGACUUUAACAAGGAUUCCGUUGAGCGGGAUGAAAGGCGUCUUACAGAAUUGGGGCGUAGGACUGUGGAAAUUUUUGUCCUUGCCCAUAUAUUCAGUAAACAUGGAUGCUUAAACUAUUUCAUGGUUGCAUACAGCAAUAAAAUUGAAGUUGCCUAUCAGGAAGCUGUUGCAUUGAAGAGGCAAGAAGAGCUAAUUCGUGAAGAGGAAGCAGCAUGGCUGGCUGAAAGUGAGCAGAAGGCUAAACGUGGUGCUGCUGAAAAGGAGAAGAAAUAUUACUAAGAGCCACGAAGAUCAAGGGAGAAGAAGCGGUGAAGAUGGGGAUUGUGGAUUCUGCGCAUGAUAGCAUGGAAGAGGUGACUGAGGCUAGCUUGCGCCUGGGCAAGCAAUUGGCAAGCAGGAAAUGGAGUGGUGAGGUGUAUGCGGAGAUAAGGAAGAGUCUGUAUCCGGAGCUAUGUGGCGUCUUGGGAUUGGUUGAAAAAGCGGUAAUUGCCAAUUCUAGGCUUUAAUGAAUGAUCUUCUCAAAAUUUUCUGUUUUGGGUUAAAUUAAUAAUGACGUCCAACAGUUUAUGUUUGUAUAACAAGGAGAACAUUUGAACCUUUGGAAUUUUUAUGCUGCAAAUAGGAGCGGGUUUGAACUGAA